AUGAAGUAUUUUUCUCUUGCCUGUCUCUCUCUUUCUUCCAUUGCUUCCUUGGUUACUAUACUAACGUCAGUCGCAGAUAUGAACAUCAUUACUUUAGCUGUUUUGUCAAUUUUUGCAAACACUGGGUACACUUUCUCUAAGUUUUUUCUUUGGAAUGAGUCAUUGUGCAUUGGGAUGGGCAUGCUGGUUCAUUUCCUCUGGCUCUCUGUCAUAUGUUGGAUGAGCUUAUCUACCUUUCAAAUCUUUCAAACGUUUACGACUAUAUCAACUGUACAGAAGAAAGACAGUACACGGGUAUUAGUUUUCUUACUGAUUGAUGCCGUUCUAUGUUUGGCAAUAGUUGCUUUGAAUGUCAUUGUAAGCUCUGUCCAAAGUGAUUGGUUGAGCCUCGGUUACUCUCCUAGUACCUGCUACAUUGCUGAUCCAAAGAUGACCCUCUUUACUUUUACACUUCCAGUUGGUUUAUUCAUCUGUAUCAAUUCUUUUAUGUUUCUGGUGACCUUAUCUAGGAUCUGUGUCAAGGCCGACAUCCGAAAGUCAAAGGAUAAGAGUAGAUUAAGUGCAUACUUCCGGCUUUCUACCCUCGUUGGUGUUGCCUGGUUGUUUGGCUUUCUGGCGCAGUUCACUGAAUUACAAUUAUUUUCUAUGUUGCAUACGCUUUUCAAUGGCGGUCAUGGCGUUUUUAUCUACAUGGCCUUUGGUUUACCUCUGAAUCUCAAAUCUUUGUCGCGCAGGCUUGAACAGAAGGAGAAGAAUACGGAUAGUUAUACUACAAAAUAG
This is a messenger RNA of Saccostrea cuccullata (small rock oyster), 780 nucleotides long. Its product is annotated as latrophilin-like protein LAT-2. Gene Ontology annotation, cellular component: membrane. The transcript has 2 exons. The coding region runs from base 1 to 780 and encodes 259 amino acids. The record is from RefSeq and is a predicted model, not a curated record. Gene Ontology annotation, biological process: cell surface receptor signaling pathway; G protein-coupled receptor signaling pathway. Gene Ontology annotation, molecular function: G protein-coupled receptor activity. Lineage: Eukaryota; Metazoa; Mollusca; Bivalvia; Ostreida; Ostreidae.